Alligator mississippiensis (American alligator) is the source of this 2187-nucleotide messenger RNA. RefSeq names its product forkhead box protein H1-like. The transcript is spliced from 3 exons. The record is from RefSeq and is a predicted model, not a curated record. Bases 400 to 1695 code for a protein of 431 amino acids. Lineage: Eukaryota; Metazoa; Chordata; Crocodylia; Alligatoridae. Gene Ontology annotation, biological process: regulation of DNA-templated transcription. Gene Ontology annotation, molecular function: DNA-binding transcription factor activity; sequence-specific DNA binding.
GGGAGGGUCCCGGCUGGACCCAGGCUGGGCAUGCUCCCCGCACAGCCCCGGCCGGGGGCCUGGGGGAGCUGGGAAGGGGCAGAUGGGUAGCAGGCUGUGUGCCGGUGGGAGUGCCACGGACAGGGCAGUGCCCCCCUCGCCCCCCAGCCAGGUCAGGACCCCCUCCCAGCAGCCAGAUUAGCAGAAACCUGCGAAUUGUUUGCUUGCUAGCCCCCUCCUCCUGGUGCCAGCAGCCUGUCUCCAGCCGGGCCAGGCUCUGAUCAGCAUGAUAAAGCCCUGAGUGGAUGGAUGGAGGGGGCCAGUCGGUGGGGACAGGCUUCCCCACACCUGGAAGAUCCCCACUGGAUGGGUCGGGGCUGACCUUCACCUUCAGAGGCCCUGGGCACCGGCUCCCUGCCCAUGGCCAGCCUGGACCAGAGCAGCCCGGAGGAGGGCACCAGCCUGUGCCCGGCGGAGGAAGCCCAGGAGCUGGCAGGGGAUGGGGCCAGGCAGAGCCCGGGCCAGGCUGGCGGCAGGAGGGGGGGCAAGAGGAAGAAGAAGUACAGCCGCCACGCCAAGCCGCCCUACACCUACCUGGCCAUGAUCGCCCUGGUCAUCCAGGCCGCACCCGGCCGCCGCCUCAAGCUGGCCCAGAUCAUCAAGGAGAUCGGCGCCCUCUUCCCCUUCUUCAAGGAGGGCUACCAGGGCUGGAAGGACUCCAUCCGCCACAACCUCUCCUCCAACCCCUGCUUCACCAAGCUGCUGAAGGACCCGGCGAAGCCCAAGGCCAAGGGCAACUUCUGGACUGUGGACGUGAGCCGCAUCCCCCCGGAUGCCCUCAAGCUGCAGAAUACGGCCCUGUCACGGCAGGACGCAGCCGCCUUCGCCCACGACCUGGGCCCCUACGUGCUGCAGGGCCGGCCUUACCCCGGCUCGGCGGCCCCCGGGCACCCACCCACCGCCGGCCCCGUGCCCGGCAGCUCCUUCACCAUCGACUCCCUGCUCCGCGACUUCCAGGACGUCGGCCUGUGCGGCAGAGCCCGGGCGGGCGAGAGCCACGCGCUGCCCGUGCCCAGUGCCAUGGUCCCGCAGGGCCCGGACCGCUGGGGCCCCGUCUUCCACGUCUCCGGACACCCGCCGCGGCCCUGGAGACCCCCUCGUGGGCCGGGCACACCGCGCUCCCCCUCGUCGUCUUCCUCCAGCCUCAGCUCCACGUCCUCGGAGGAGCCGGACCCGGGCAGGCGACGGCCCCGUGGCCCCCGGCCCCCGGCCAAGCGCCCGCGGCUUCACGCCCGCGGCGUCUCCAGCUCCGACUCGGAGGGCUCCGCGAGUGGCACCCCCGCGCCCUCACCCCCGCCGGCGAGCUGGGGGCAGCUGCCCACGUCCUACAGCCAGGGUGUGGCCCCCAAUGCUGUGGCCCCCCCCAGCGGGCCCCCCUUCCUGGCCGUGCCCUGCUACGGCUGCCGGCCGGGCGGCUACGUUGGCCCCAUGUGCUGGGGGCUGGUGCCGGGGCCUGGUGGCAGGCUGGAGGCCCCCCCUGAGCAGAACCCCCCGCCCUCCGGGCCCCCCAUGGACCUGGACCAUGCAGAGCAGGGCAUGCCCCCCAACAAGAGCAUCUAUGACGUGUGGAUGAGCCACCCGGCAGACAUCGUGCACCCCAUGCUCUACAGCCAAGGCCCUGGCACCACCACGCUUGCCCCCUACCAGCCCCUGUGACCCCCUCUCCAAGCCAGGCCCUGCCGGAGCCCAGGGGUCCCUACAGACACAGCUCCUGGGGGGCUGGUGUGUGCCCCCUCACCGGGCACUGGGGCCAGGGGUCCCAGGUAGGAGCUGCUGGCAGGAGUGGGGGGUGCCCGGGGGUAGCCAGCCCCUGGCAGACAGUGGCAGGGUUUGUCUCUGGAGCAGAUGCCACCACUGCCCAUGACCCUGCCACAGUCCCAAGAGCUUCCCAGGGUCCCGGCUGUGGUGGCUGGGGGCAGCCCCAGGACUGGAAGGGGGCCUCAGAGACUCGGGGCCGGCGUAGCGCCGGGCAUGGCAGCCUCCUGCGGGCACAAUAAAGGCGAAAUAAUGCACUGAGUUCUGCCGCACCUCUGUGUGUGUGUGUGUGUGUGCAUGCAUGUGUGAGUGUGCCUGCAUGUGUAUGUUUGUGCAGGUGCAUGGGGGUGCUUAAGUGUGUGUACCCGCAGGUGGGUGUACAUGCACAUGUGU